Helobdella robusta is the source of this 2259-nucleotide messenger RNA. RefSeq lists its product as hypothetical. NCBI's taxonomy places the organism in Eukaryota, Metazoa, Annelida, Clitellata, Rhynchobdellida, Glossiphoniidae. The transcript is spliced from 9 exons. The record is from RefSeq and is a predicted model, not a curated record. The coding region runs from base 1 to 2259 and encodes 752 amino acids.
AUGACCCCACUUAAAACUACGUCAGCUCUGAUUGACAACUCCUGGCAAGUAAUUAUCAUCUCCGUCAGCCAAUCAGAUCUCUGCGUGCAACUAGGUCACGUUAAACGGAAGCGAAAAAAUUGGGUCAAGUCGCAGAAGCGUGAAGAUGGAAUGAAUGAAUGCGUCAAAAUGAGGGAGAGGUCAUUUUGGAUGAGUUUGAUUGAUGGAUGGAAGGAAUCGGUCAUCAUUACCAUUGAAGUAUCAUCAUCAGUAACGAUGUUGGGUGAUGGCUGGAUAACAUUCCGUGCAUACGAUCCUGACAUUGUAUCCAGGUCUUUUGAAUGGUUGGCGCCCACUUUCAAACGUGUAUCCAUCCUUUUUAAGACGAAAUCUGCGGAAGGCAUACUGCUUCACAGUUUAAGCUCGCUACCGUUGGUCAGUUAUCUGGCCGUAUCAUUAUUCGGCGCGUCCGUUCAUGUGUCCAUGUUGUUUGCUGAAAAAUUCGAGUAUGACGAAAUACAGGAUCUUGUUUUUACUGGACCCUAUGAUGACGAUAGGUGGCACAACUUCACACUGACAAAAAUCGCUCCGACCGCUUAUCGCAUCCACGUUGAUGAUGUCACGAAGAUGAUGACGUCGUCGUCGUCUCUCGAUCACGUGAUCAUCCUCCCUCCAUUCAUCCAUCUUGGUGGAAUUGAUAGAGAGAGCGGGUACAUGGGUCUGAAAAGUGCACUGAACUUUGUUGGAUGCUUAAAUGACGUCACCAUUAACGAUUACGACGUGUUGACAUAUCUGUGGAGCGUCAAUGAUGAUGAUGAUGACCUGGCGUUGCUGGGUGAGAAGCUGAUGCUGACGGCCAGAGAUAAGGACUCAAUAGUGACGAAACAUUCGUUAGGUGGCAAAAUCUCCGACGGAUUCUGGCAUACAAUCAAGCUGAAACUACUGGCCAACAAAAUAAAGUUAAAGCUGGACAAUUCGACUCGAUCAUUUAUUCACGGCAAGACACAAAAUGGAGGCACGAAGGGAAGCAGUAGAAGACAGGAAAAUGAUACCAUGGAUGACGUCAUCAUCGACAACAUCAACUACGACAACAAGGUUGACCACACGAGCGCAAACUUAUGCUUCUUGGGCUCGUCACCAGAUGAUAAAAAUACAGUUUCAUUCCGAGGUCACAUAAAUGACGUCAGCAUUCAAGGCCACACGUACGACAAGAUCAAUGUUGUUCUCAGCCAAUCAGAAAGCGGGAUUUUAUUGGGUCACUGCGAGGAGCGUUUUGAUUGGCCGUGCGAUGAAUCUGACGUCCCAUACCACGUGUUCGAAGGUGACGUAACAAAUAUUAAUGAUGGUAAAAUAAAAGGUAGCAAUGGUAAUCGAAACAACGAAGAUGCUGAUGAAAUAGAGAGAGGCCAAGAUGAAACGAUAUCAUCAUCAUUACUGCUUCCAUCGCCAUCCUCACCAUCUUUAUCACAAUCAUCGUCGUCGUCAUCUUCUGCAGCAAACUUUUCAAUUAGCAACAAAACCAAAUCAGGAACACACAUUAAACAACAACACAUAACUCAAAAAAUCACAGAAAACCUUCUCCCAUUCACGCUUCCAUCAAAGAAACCAUCGACAGUGGUUGGCAUCGCUGCCACCAUUUUCACCAGCGUCAUCAUCGUCAGCAUUCUAGUAGCUUCCAUUUCAAUAAAAAUAGUUCUCCUGAGACGGAAAAAUAUUCAGCGCUAUAAAAAUUUAUCCAAACGUAUUCCACACAUCCCUAUGACGUCAGCAAUUGGCCAGGACAACUUUACUUACGACAACAGCAGUAAUGAUGACGAAGAUGACGACAACGAUGACGGUGAUCACGUCUACCUCCACGCAGGCUUCAGACGCUACAACUCAAAAGUUCUGUACAAUCACCUCAGUGACGUCAUCGUCAACAACAUCAACAACAACAACAACAAAAACAACAACAACAACAUCAACAAAAACAUGUUGCCAAACAACGAAGAGUUAAACAACGACACCGUGUUUAGUCGGGGUUUCGUUCAAAUAAAAAGUGCGAGAUAUAAUACAACUAAACGAAAUAACAGCAAGAAUAACAACAAUAACAUUAAUAUUAAUAACAACAACAACAGCAGCAACAAAACAAAUAACGAUAAUAAAAAUAUUAUUAAUACAAUUAAUAAUAAAAGUAACUUAAACAAAAACCACACCGCUAAUGGCAGCAGUGUAAACUGGACCAAUCAGAGAAACAGAAAAAAUGAGUCUGCCAGAAGUGCAAAACAACAAAAACAAUAA